This is a messenger RNA of Prorocentrum cordatum, 1680 nucleotides long. The record is from the annotation of a GenBank genome assembly. NCBI's taxonomy places the organism in Eukaryota, Dinophyceae, Prorocentrales, Prorocentraceae.
AUGCCGGCGCCGCGGCUGGCGGGCGCCGUCGCGGCGGUGUCGGUAGUCAAUGCAGCAGCGGGCCGCGCCCCGGCCGCCGCGCGCGGCCUUCGCGGCAGUACCACACUGGGCGCCGGUGCCGCGCCGCAGGAGAGGUGGGACGUGGACCUCACAACGCUGGCGCUCGUGAACUCCUCCGCAGGCGGCGCCCGCACGCGACGCGGCCUGAGCUACGUCAACGCGACGCUGCCCGGAGGCUCGGAGGUCGCCUGCCUGAACUGCGACUCGGCGGCGUUCAGCGAGUGGGUGGACGACCUGAUUGUCUCCGAGUCCCACGGCCGCUGCGCCAGAAGGAACGGCACCGCGCACGCGACGCACGGCAAGUGGCACGUGGGCAAGCACCCGAAUGCCCCUGGCUAUGACCAGUGGGAGGCCGGGGAGCCCGGCGUCAGCCUGGCCGGCGUGCGAGCUGGCUCGCCUGGCGGCGCGCCCGCGUGCAGCAGCGGCCCCGUCGGCACGCACUACCUGCAGGACUGGGACCUGGAGUCUCACAUGCCGCGCCUCCAGGAGCUCUGGUCCGAGCGCAGGCUCGUCGUCGGCCCUGGGAUGAACCCGCUCCACAAGAGGAUGGACUUCGCCGACGUGCUAGUGCGGCUGUCGCGGGACUCCCCUGCGUUGGUGCCGAAGGACUGCACCGCCGAGCUCUCCCGUCGCUCGCCCAAGUGCGGCGCGCUGCUGAACAACGGCAUGGUCAACGGCGCCUCCGCCGCGGAGCUGCGCCACGCGCUGGAGACGACCUUCGGUGCCCAGUUCCUCCGGGAGAACGAGUUCAACCCGAGCUGGAGCGAGGACGAGCAGCGCGCGCACAUGCAGGCGCUCCUGUCGGCCAUGAAGCACAGCUACCGCUUCUACCGACAGGCCUGCCUCGCCCACGAGCCCGGCGACGAGCACUGCGACACGAAGGCACCCUCUGCAGUGCUUGGCCAGAUUGCCUGCAAGCCCGAGGACGGACGGCCUCCCGGACGGCUGCGUCUACGCCGACCUGCGCAGCUGCGGCGCGUGCGGCGCCGGCGGCCCGCGCUUCUUCGAGUACGCCCGCCUGCACGGCCCGCUGGCGCUCUUCGGCACGCGCCACACGCGGGAGACUGGGUGAUGGGCCAGUGCGAGGAGUUCAGCAGGGCAGGCCACGCGCUGUUCGCGUCGCUGGGUUACGAGGCGCGCUAUGUGCUGGAUUUCACGGACCACGUCUGGAUCGAGGUCGGGCUGCGGCGGGGGGACGAGACGGUGUGGCUCCACGCGGACCCCUCGGAGGGCGUGCUGGACAGGCCCCUCAUGUACGAGAAGGGGUGGGGGAAGAAGCUCACCAUGAUCUUCGCCUUCACUCCCUGGGACAUCGAGCACGUCACUGCCAGGUACACGGAGGACUACGCGGCGACGGUGGCCAGGCGGAUGAUACCCGAGGGCACCCUCGACGGGCUACUCGAGGAGGCGCGCCGCCGGCUGACCUACGAGCUGCCGCGCCACACUUGGGGCCACGUCUCCAGCGGGCGCUCCCGCGACCGGGGCCUGGAGGAGAGAUCGCGCUCUGGUCCCACUGGGAGGGCGCCUCGAUCUGAGCAGGUGGCCAUGCGCGGAGUGAGCCGGGUCCAUGCGCAGAGGGAUUCUAUGCUGUGUGCGGGUCUACACAGAGAGGGGGGGGAG